AUUUGCUGCGGUUCCUCCGUACGUCCUACGUCACUGCGCCGCGACCCGGAAGUGGGUGUGUGGCGGGGCGGCGAGCGAGUCCGCAGGCCUUCGGCGUAGGAAUGCUGCGUUCCUAAGAUGUGUGGUUGGUGACUGUCUCCAGAUGCAGAGGUGCCUGUAUCCUUGGCACAGGCAGGUCCUGAGCUGUAGUUGGAGUAGAUUGUGCCUUCUAAAGCGAUACCUAUUUACAAUGAAGUUGCAGUCUCCAGAAUUCCAGUCGCUUUUCACAGAAGGGUUGAGGAGCCUGACAGAAUUAUUUGCCAAAGAGAAUCAUGAAUUAAGAAUAGCAGGAGGAGCAGUGAGGGAUUUACUAAAUGGGGUGAAGCCUCAAGAUGUGGAUUUCGCCACCACUGCCACUCCUACUCAGAUGAAGCAGAUGUUCCAGUCAGCUGGCGUUCGCAUGAUAAACAACAAAGGAGAGAAGCAUGGGACGAUCACUGCCAGGCUUCAUGAAGAAAAUUUUGAAGUUACUACACUCCGGAUUGAUGUCACCACUGAUGGAAGGCAUGCUGAGGUAGAGUUCACAACUGACUGGCAGAAAGAUGCUGAACGAAGAGAUCUCACCAUAAAUUCCAUGUUUUUAGGUUUUGAUGGUACCUUGUUUGAUUAUUUUAAUGGUUAUGCAGAUUUAAAAAAUAAAAAAGUUCGAUUUGUUGGACAUGCUAAACAGAGAAUUCAAGAAGAUUAUCUUCGAAUUUUAAGAUACUUCAGGUUUUAUGGCAGAAUUGUCGACAAACCUGGUGAGCAUGACCACGAGACUCUAGAAGCAAUUGCCGAAAAUGCCAAAGGUUUGGCUGGAAUAUCAGGAGAGAGGAUUUGGGUAGAACUGAAGAAAAUUCUUACUGGUGACCAUGUAAACCAUUUGAUCCAUCUGAUCUAUGAUCUUGAUGUGGCCCCUCACAUAGGUUUACCUGCUAAUGCAAAUUUAGAAGAAUUUAACAAAGUCAGUAAAAAUGUUGAAGGCUUUUCACCAAAACCGAUGACUCUUUUGGCCUCUUUAUUCAAAGUACAAGAUGAUGUCACAAAACUGGAUUUGAGAUUGAAAAUUUCAAAAGAAGAGAAAAACUUGGGUUUAUUUAUAGUUAAAAACAGGAAAGACUUGAUUAAAGCAACAGAUAGUUCAGAACCAUUGAAACCAUAUCAAGACUUCGUUAUAGAUUCAAGGGAACCAGAUGCAACUGCCCGUGUGUGUGAGCUGCUCAAGUACCAAGGAGAACAUGGCCUGCUCAAGGAGAUGCAGCAGUGGUCUGUCCCGCCCUUCCCUGUGAGUGGACAUGACAUCAGGAAAGUGGGCAUUUCUUCAGGGAAGGAAAUCGGCGCCCUGUUGCAGCAGUUGCGGGAACAGUGGAAGAAAAGUGGUUACCGAAUGGAAAAGGAUGAACUGCUAAGUCACAUAAAGAAGACCUAAAACGAGCUCCCCAGGAAACAGGAACGUCUUGGGUAUAAUCCCAGAAAUAUAUACUGUUCACUUAAAUGCAAAAUGCACAUAUACUAUUAUUUAAAGGGGUCUUACACAUGACAGCGUUAUCAAAUAAAUAGUGCAAAUACACAAAAUGCUAUUUUUUCUGUUCAAACUGCUUAUUUUACUCUUUAAUAUUUUCAAAAUUUACAAAUCAGUGUCUCAGACAAGCUAAAGAAAAUUAAAAGGACUUUGUUCCUUUCAAAGUAAUAUAUACUGCUUUGCCUCUGUCUUGUGCUUGCCAACCUAGCUCCUGGAACAUUCAUCAUUUAGAGCAGUGGUGCCCUAUCCUGUUCCCUAGCCUUUCUCAUCAUUGCAAAUGGUGUUUUCUUAUCCUGUCAAUGCCACAUAUUCACCAGGAUAAUUAAUGGCACCAAGCUACUGAAGCGGGUACUUCUGAAUCCAACCUUGUGUUUUACACUGCUUUCUCAUCCUCUGAGCAAGUGUGCUCUUGAACUUGGUAGUCAAAUGCUGUAACCACUAUACACAUACAUCAGAGGCAGUGAUGUCUGGGGCAGAUCUGACUUGAGGAAACAAUCUGUUACACUUACAAACAAAGUAUUACUUUGUCUGGACUUAUUUCAUCUUCAGUUUCUGGAAUUGUGGGUAACAGAGCAGAGCGAGUUAAGCCCCAAAAUUUUUGAGGUGACAUAUCUUUUUUGGUGGCUGUAAACUUCCAUCCAAUAUGGCUUGCACAAAUCUUACACUGGGCAAUGGUCCAUGCAUACCUGUAAAAUGAAGGAAAAACACAAGCUAAGGAAACCUAUUUUAGACUUUUGAUCUAGGCUUGUGUAAUUUCUCUGAAACCUCAUAAAUUUACAAAACUACCUUCUCAUAAUUUGAUACUGUAUUGAUACUAUGUUUUGACAAUUUUAUUACUACAAGUUUCUUUAUAUUGCUGUUUGCCAAAGACUACAUUGCUCCAGCCUUAACCUCACUGCUUUCUACUACAUUAUUGUUAGAGAACAGCAAUCCAAUCUUGGAGCUAUAUAGAUGAGGUAGAGGAAGGAGAGCAUGAACUCCUCGAAAACAAGGCACUUCUGUUCUCAAGUUAGCAAGUUACCAUUUUCCUCAGGUAGAGCAUUCUGCAUUGAGUGUUUACAUUAACAUACUUUGUUAGUUUUACAGUCUUCAGAAUGAUGUCAAAUAUGAGGAUUUUUUUUAAGUGCAGGAUAGCAAGCAAAAUUACUAAUCCAAUUUCAAAGUAAAAAGGUGACCCAGAAUAAAGCAGGCUAGAUAUAGCAAGAUUUACUAGUUUUUACAUCUUGUUAUGUCCCUGUUUAAGGCCUCUGAUCCACAUAUUAGUAGAUCAACCAAUAGUUGUAGUUACAGUAGAUCAUAAAGUUUUACAAUGAGCUGACAAAUAUUUCAGUUUUUUUCUCUAACAUAUGCAGUGAUAUACACCGCCCCCAUUCAUUUUUACCUAUUGAUGGAAUGAAAAUUAGUUAAAAUUAUUCCUGUCCUGUUUGCCUCGUAUCAUUUCUAGAAGUUUCACUUAACACUAAAUGAAGAGUCAACAAAAAAACUGAACACAACCAUAUUACCCAGGAAACCAGCUGUGUACUGUAGAAGGUCGACCUAUCAGAUUCAGGUUGGAAGCUUUAUACACAGUCAGUGUCUCAUGUACAUAUCCAUGAGGAUUCACAUAUGCUGCCAUUGGACCACAUAAGGAUAAACUGCAACAAAGAAGCAAUACGGAGAAUAAGAGAAUGAAAAGAAAAACAGCAAUUCUAAUUUUUUUUCUUCUUUGGGGUAUGUUUUUCUAAUUUUUGAAUUUUGUGUCAGAUAUAAGUACAGGAUACAGGAGGUUGGCAGAUACUCUAUUUUUGCUUGAAAAUUUUCUUUGAUGAAUCCAAGGGAAACACUAUUGUUUAAAAAGCCUAAUGAAAAGGUCAUGUUUAUUCAUCUUUAGACAGUUGGCUGCCUUGCAGACACAUCAGUUUCCUUAUUUUCUUGAUUUACUGUCUUGUUUUAUAAUUCUAAUGAAUUCAUCAAAGUGUUAAACUGCUGUAUCACAGCGUUAGCACACAUUCAGAGCCAUGCCCUGUUUUGGUCCUGUUUAGCAUAACUAGUUGAAAGAUAAUGCUUGAAGCACUCUUUAUGUCAGAAAAUAAAAUAUUAAACAAAAAUUGAGGAAAAACAUAUUGUAUAGACAUUGUGGAUAUUUCCAGCCUGGGAGACAGGCUUACCCCAGACCUGUGCUUAUUUUCUUAAUUGAGUAUAUUUUUUAGGCACUGGAGGAAAAAUUCUGUAAGUUAGAAAUGUAUUGAGAGAGGUAUACUAAAUGUAAUAAAGAUCUUACCUAAAUAUUUCA
Peromyscus eremicus (cactus mouse) is the source of this 3812-nucleotide messenger RNA. It is a transcript of the gene Trnt1, whose product is annotated as tRNA nucleotidyl transferase 1. The record is from RefSeq and is a predicted model, not a curated record. Gene Ontology annotation, biological process: RNA processing. The transcript has 9 exons. The coding region runs from base 143 to 1447 and encodes 434 amino acids. NCBI's taxonomy places the organism in Eukaryota, Metazoa, Chordata, Mammalia, Rodentia, Cricetidae. Gene Ontology annotation, molecular function: nucleotidyltransferase activity; RNA binding.